Molecule: messenger RNA, 1305 nt
Organism: Trypanosoma rangeli
Lineage: Eukaryota; Euglenozoa; Kinetoplastea; Trypanosomatida; Trypanosomatidae
Product: putative amastin
Exons: 1
Coding region: 1-1305 (434 amino acids)
Source: RefSeq, a predicted model, not a curated record
AUGCGUCUUCAGGCCGAAAAGUGGAGCAGCGAGGACGAGGCUGUUGGAGGUGAUGGUAAGAAGCGUACUGCGUUGCCGCAGCAUCCACAGCAGGCGGCUUUUGCAGCUGCGACAUCGUUUGCGUCGCUGCAGCGGAAUUUGCCCCAGAAACCGCGGGACACAGACGCGGGUGAAAGGCAGACGGUGACCUCCGGUGUUGCUCUGUCCCAUGAUGGCAAUCCCAAAUUCAUGGCUCGCAGGAUUCGAUUUUUUGACGACGUCAGUACCUCGUCCUCGUCUUUUUCUACGGAUAAAGAAAGCCCUGCAGACUCGGAUGAGGAAAGCCCUUUGCGCAGGGAAGCAUUAUCUACGGAGGCGAAAAAGCCUGCAAGAUCGGAUGAGAAAGGCCCUAUGAGCAGGGAAGCAUUAUCUACGGAGGCGAAAAAGCCUGCAAGAUCGAAUGAGGAGAGCCCUUUGCGCAGGGAAGCGUUACGGACCCCUAAGGAGAGCGUUAAGGCGGAAGAAAAUAAGACGCGUGCGUUUCGGCCGGCACAACCCUCAUUUUUUACUCAAGAUGCGGCGGGCGCUUUUGCAACGCCUGUGCGUUUGAGUCAAGUGAGACUCUCCGUCAACAAUCCAGUAUGUGACGUGCUACCCGCACGGGCGGGGUUGAAUCCAACAUUCGAAACCAAAACGAAUGACCGGCAAGGUGGCCCUGGCCCACCGAGAGGCCGUGAGAAUGCGCGGGAUGACGAUGGUGUGCUGAGGAUGUGCAGGACGAUAAAGAAACGCCUGGAGAAUCUGUGGGAAUUUGGACGGGAUACGAAUACACGUGUUCUUGCGAUACUUUUCUCUACAGCUUUGGCCUUUGUAUUGACUGUUGUAGCGGCGCCGCUCUCUCAGGUAGAUGUGGUGGGUGGUGCUUGCUACACGUACUGGGGCUACAAGGAGGACUGCGACAGCCCCAUUUACACCAAUCGCACCUCCUUAAUCACCUGCGAGCCUGUCCGGAAAAGACUCCAGGUGGGAACGGUGUUCAGUAUGAUGACGAUUAUUGUUCUCUUAUUUGCAGUGGUGUGCUGUGGCCUGCUUCUGCGUCAUGAUUUGUCGAAGCUGCGCCUGUUUGUUCUCUUACUGUUGUUCAUCGCUUUCGUGUUUCAGAUGAUUUCGUGGGCUGCAGUAACCAGUAUAUUCGAGAGUCGGUACUGCGAGGACGCACGGCUGCCACGGAGAACGGCGUACGGCGUUGCCUUUGGCAUGACUUUGACCUCGUGGUUUUUUAUCAUUGGUGGGGGCCUUGCUUGUGCCUUGCUGCAUGUUUAUUAG